Molecule: messenger RNA, 1803 nt
Organism: Monopterus albus (swamp eel)
Lineage: Eukaryota; Metazoa; Chordata; Actinopteri; Synbranchiformes; Synbranchidae
Gene: mtg2
Product: mitochondrial ribosome-associated GTPase 2
Exons: 6
Coding region: 289-1536 (415 amino acids)
Cellular component (GO): mitochondrion
Molecular function (GO): magnesium ion binding; GTP binding; GTPase activity
Source: RefSeq, a predicted model, not a curated record
AAUGGCCUUUCGCGGAUUCCGUAGUUCUUAUAGGCGCGUAUAAGUAUAUGUCUUCUGUAGGUAUGUAGCGCUGUUUAGACAGUGUUAUUGCAUGUAUCUGUACACUUUCACAAAAAUGUGUGUUUUUCCUGAGCUGACAUUAUAACGACUUGGUAUUUUACCGACAGAAUCUCGUUUUGUUUGUUAAUAAUGACGUGAGUUUUGAGCCAAACAGUCGCCGUGACACUUUCAAACCGUGGUUAAGCUACCUAACUUCAGUGGAAUAAAGUUAAGCUACUGAGUGUCAUAAUGUUGGCGACGUUGUCGAGAGUGAAAUCUCCGUGGCUUUCUCCCGACACAUUUUUAGGAUACAUAAUAGGACAUGAGGUUAGAAGACAAGAAGUACGCGUGUUCUGUUAUAUUAGUUCUCCAGUAUCAGCGGCGUGGAAACUGCAAGUUACCGGUGGAGUCAGGGGUGUCAGCAGCUCCUGUACUCUGUGCGCCAAGGCCCGAGGAAACCCCAAGAAGAGAGAGAUGUCCGAGAAACAGCUGACACGUCACUUUGUAGACCAUCGCCAUGUGAAGCUGGUGGCUGGCUCAGGUGGUAAAGGGCUCUGUAGCUUUCACAGUGAACCCCGAAAAGAGUGGGGUGGACCCGAUGGAGGGAAUGGAGGCGAUGGAGGAAGUAUCGUUAUGAAAGCUGACCGGUUUGUCAAAUCAUUGGCGCAAAUACUUCCCAUCUACAAGGGAGAGGAUGGGCAAUCAGGGGGCAGCAAGAACUGUUAUGGUCGAAACGGUAGCCCAACUUUCAUUAGUGUUCCAGUAGGAACUGUGGUGAAGGAAGAGGGCAGAACUAUAGUAGAUCUUUCUGAGCAUGGCCAGGAGUAUCUGGCUGUUUUUGGAGGAGCUGGAGGGAAAGGGAAUCGAUUCUAUCUGUCCAAUGAGAACCGUGCCCCAAUGACAGCAACCUCAGGAAUGGUCGGCCAGGAGAGGAUUCUUCUGCUAGAGCUACGCACCAUGGCUCAUGCUGGUCUGGUGGGGUUUCCUAAUGCUGGGAAAUCAUCAUUAUUGAGAGCCAUCUCUAAUGCCCGGCCGGCUGUGGCUGCUUAUCCAUUCACAACACUUAAUCCGCAUGUAGGAAUUGUCAAGUACAGGGACUAUGAGCAAGUUGCAGUGGCUGACAUCCCAGGCAUCAUUCGAGGAGCUCAUCUAAAUCGAGGUCUGGGCCUCUCUUUUCUACGUCACAUAGAGCGCUGCCGUUUCCUCCUCUUUGUUCUGGACCUGUCGACUCCAGAGCCCUGGACUCAGCUCCAGCACUUGCGUUAUGAAUUAGACCAGUAUGAUCCUGGUCUGUCCCAGCGGCCUCAGGCCAUCAUAGCCAACAAAAUUGACCUACCUGAGGCCCGGAAGAAGCUUGAGACUCUAAGGAGCCAUGUUACAGAGCGAGUCAUCCCUGUGUCGGCUUUGACAGGACAGAAUACAGAGGAGCUCAUCCUCCACCUCAGAGAGCUGUAUGAUGGCUACCUCCAAGGAGAAGGCAAACCCACUAGGUGGUAGUAAAAAGGAUUUCCUCUUUCUCUACAGAUAUUUCAAUUAUGUACAUUUUUUGAAUUUCUUUGCCAAGGGUCAGCCUGUUGAGACAAAUCACAAAGCUAGAGAAGGAUAUUUGAGUGCAAUAAGAUAGCAUGGAUGACUCUGAGGAAAAGAGUUUGAACAUCAAAACUGUAUGGAGACUGUGAAAUAACUGGAUAAACAUCCCAUAUCCAUUUCCCAAAUCAGCCAGCAGAGGGCUUGUCUCAUAAUAUAAAAAAAUAAAAUGGCUUG